GAACACAGGCUAUUUAUUUUCGAACAGUUAAAGUACUGGAUUACCUGCCAAGCUACCAGUCUCUUUAUCAGAGACCUGAAAAGGGACAAAUACAACAUUGUAGGAUAUGCAAGAAAAUCCAGAAGUAACGGAAACGGUGAAUGUCGUACUCGAUUGUUGGAGCAGAUGGUCAAGAGAUUAAAAACAGAGGUCAUUAGUCGACACGAUUUUCGUUUCUCCUACUUAGUACUAUCACCUCCUCUAUAUCAAUCCGUCUUCUGAAUUUCAGCAUCUAUCCAUUAGGGACGGCGCGAAACAGGUUAACCAAAAUCAACGGCAAUUCGAAAGGGUAAAACAAUGGAACGAUCCAGUCAGCAAUGGGGAAGAAGCUUUGUAGUCAGCAAAGAGCACAAAAGUCGCCAACGCAGACUUCUCGAUGAACACACGAUUUUCGUUUCCCCUACUGCCAAUGCCAACGAAAUGAUGAUAGAAAGGGAUUUGAUAAAAAAUGAAGGUCUUCUGAAACAACUGAAUGUCGAUGGCGAUGCUCAAGAUCUCUUUAAUUACAUUAUCCAAAAUAAGAAAAUUUGCAUAGUUGUCCUUGAUUACGCAGGCUUCUCGAUGAACACAGGCUAUUUAUUUUCGAUCAGUUAAAACACUGGAUUAUUUGCCAGGCUACCAGUUUCUUAUCAGAGACCUUAUCGACACGAUUUUCGCUUUUCCUACUGCCAAAUGUAGCAUAGUCUAUAAAAAUAUCUGAUAAAAUAAACAAAACUCAACUUCUUG
Halteromyces radiatus is the source of this 765-nucleotide messenger RNA. RefSeq lists its product as uncharacterized. The coding region runs from base 337 to 633 and encodes 98 amino acids. NCBI's taxonomy places the organism in Eukaryota, Fungi, Mucoromycota, Mucoromycetes, Mucorales, Cunninghamellaceae. The record is from RefSeq and is a predicted model, not a curated record. The transcript is spliced from 2 exons.